UUUGUGCUCAAAUCUCUGGGGUGCGACUUGACGCCACAACUUUCUGACUUGGAGGCGAGAGUAUUACCUGUGGCUGGGGAGUGAGUGGAGUGUUGGGGAACUUGUAAACCAGGACAAAAGCCUUGAAAUGCACAUGGCAGGUUGGAUGGAGAGCUUGGCAAGAACAGGGUUGAUUGAUUUCCAGAAGUUCAUGGAAGGGCAUUUGGAGCAUCUUCUUUGUAUUGGGGAUUGUUUGUGGAAUCAGUGGUAGAAAGAAAGAUGAGCAGAGAGGACUUUUUGCACUCCUAGUGAUGUUACUUGGUUACAUAAAGCCAGCAAAGUCGACUCCACUCCACCCAAUCUGUGACAUCAGGGUGCUGGACAAGUACAUUAGAGAGGCAAAGGAUGCUGCAGAUUCAAUGAAACGGUGUGAGGAAGCCUUCACUCUCCCAGGAAAUUUUACUCUUCCAAAAACCAAUGUCAACUACAGAGAAUGGGAAACAAAAGACUUGCGAACGAAAGCCGAGGAGGUUCAGACUGGCCUCAAGCUGCUCGCUGUUGCAGUCCAGAAGGCCCAGAAUGUAACAGUCAACAGCAGCAUGCUGUAUCUAAUAGAAAGGAGCUACAGUAAUAUCCGCAGCAUAACGCAGAUGGUGAGAAGUUUCAGCACACCGGAUACCCUUAAUCGGGAACGGGAGUUACAGACCACCUUUAACACAAGAACACUGAGAACCAUUUUUCAUGCAUAUUUAAAUUUCUUACAAGGGAAAGUCAGACUGUUUUUCCUUGACACAGAAGCCUGCAAUCUGACGACAAGCUGAUAGCCCCAGUUGAACGCCAGCAGACUCUGAAAGGGCCUUCCGAUGCAGAUUAUAAGUUGUAACCUUUGCAUUCUAAGCACAAUACUGUAUAGUAUCAACAGGAGCAGAGAGAGAAGAAAAAUAAACAAAAAGGGAAAGGAAGAGGAUGGCCUGGUUCAUUUUGGAAUAUAAUGUUCGAAAGGAAAGCUAAUUGUCCAACUCUACAUUGCCUGGACAACCCAGCCACAGAGACUGUGGUAACCUGGAUGCUCAGGGUAUAAGGACUCGCAAUUUUUUGAACUCGAGGACAAGAGAGAGAGAGAGAUAACCGCACCCGAGGAAUCAUUUUGAGUAUGACAGAUCUACAACAGAAAGUGUCUGUUAAUCAAUGGCGUAGCUUGCUGCUGAGGGCAUUGUUUUAUGGAGUUCUGUGAAUACGGGAUGCGAGCAUUUCAUGUCUUUUGUACUUUUUAAGCUGUCAGCUAUUACGCCUCAGAUCUUUGUAUUGCUUAACUCGUGGACUAAAGUUCACUGGUAACCUGUUAAAAGCAUUGUAGAAAUGAUGAGAACUAACUUGGCCAAAUGUUUUGUGAGUUGGUGGGGGUGGGGGCAGGGUUAACACUAAUGCUGAGCCAUUGUAGAUCAGCUCUAUGUUUAUUAAAAUAUUAUAACUAUUUAAACAUA
Messenger RNA from Carcharodon carcharias (great white shark), 1463 nucleotides. RefSeq names its product erythropoietin a (gene epoa). Gene Ontology annotation, molecular function: erythropoietin receptor binding; cytokine activity; hormone activity. Gene Ontology annotation, cellular component: extracellular region. The record is from RefSeq and is a predicted model, not a curated record. Bases 291 to 800 code for a protein of 169 amino acids. Lineage: Eukaryota; Metazoa; Chordata; Chondrichthyes; Lamniformes; Lamnidae. The transcript is spliced from 5 exons.